This is a messenger RNA of Salvia miltiorrhiza (redroot sage), 2231 nucleotides long. RefSeq names its product shaggy-related protein kinase kappa. Gene Ontology annotation, cellular component: cytoplasm. Bases 571 to 1842 code for a protein of 423 amino acids. The transcript has 14 exons. The record is from RefSeq and is a predicted model, not a curated record. Gene Ontology annotation, molecular function: protein serine/threonine kinase activity; ATP binding. Gene Ontology annotation, biological process: signal transduction; protein phosphorylation. Lineage: Eukaryota; Viridiplantae; Streptophyta; Magnoliopsida; Lamiales; Lamiaceae.
AGUACCUAAAAUGAAUUUCUCCUUUUAACCUUUUAUCAGCAAUUCAGGGACUGCAGCUCAUCUCACUCGACACUCCACACGCGCCCCCUUUCAUCUUCCAACAAACUCCUCAACUGUAGUUUUUCCUUUCCCCUUCCUUCUCCGGCCUUGCCGUCCACCACCGUCAUGCCCCCUCACCAUUCCCUCACACACCCACGCAGAGCUCCGAUUUCUGAAUAGAUUCGAGGAAAGCUCGAAAUUCCUAAGAGGUUCCCUCCCAAACUCUAAGAUCUGAGACUAGAGAGCGCUAGCAGUAGCACAAGAUACCGGACAUACAUUGGUACCCGAGCCAAACUAUCCAACAUUUCAAUUUAAUGGGUUAGAGCUCGGCUAACAUCCUUGUGCAUUAUUCACAUAGUCAAAAUUUGAUCUCCCUCUAUCUUCAGCGCAGUGGUACUACUAUUUUAUAUGGUAUUCUUUCCUAUGCUUCAGACAAUGGAUGGAAUAAAGAUUGGCAUCAUGACAACUUGACAAGGAGUGCUACAUCCUAAAAAAUUGGAGAGGAUAGUUGCGUAUAGGUAGUCAUCACUCAUGGCAUCUGCUGGCCUAGGACAUGGAGGAGCUGGAAGUUCAAGAUCUGCUAAUAAUGGCUUCAAAGUCUCAUCUAGUUCAGUUGACUGGUUGGGAAGAGAGAUGCUUGAAAUGAGAUUGAGGGACAGAGUGGACCCUGAUGAUGACAGGGACAGUGAACCUGAUGUAAUUGAUGGUGUGGGUGCUGAAACAGGGCAUGUAAUAAGGACCACCAUUGGUGGCCGGAAUGGUCAAUCCAAGCAGGUGGUAAGCUAUAUUGCAGAACACGUUGUUGGAACUGGUUCAUUCGGAGUGGUCUUUCAAGCAAAAUGCAGAGAGACUGGAGAAAUAGUUGCUAUCAAGAAGGUUCUUCAGGACAAACGCUACAAGAAUAGAGAGUUGCAGAUUAUGCAAAUGCUGGACCAUCCCAAUAUUGUAGCUCUAAAACAUUCGUUCUUUGCAAAAACUGAGAAGGAAGAGCUUUACCUAAAUCUUGUUUUGGAAUAUGUUCCUGAAACUGUUAACCGGAUUGCACGACAGUACAGCAGGAUGAACCAGAGGAUGCCUUUGAUAUACGUCAAACUUUACACAUAUCAGAUAUGUCGAGCCCUUGCUUACAUACACAAUUGUAUUGGCAUUUGUCACCGUGAUAUCAAGCCUCAAAAUUUACUUGUUAAUCCGCAUACACAUCAACUAAAACUUUGUGAUUUUGGAAGUGCCAAGGUUUUGGUGAAAGGAGAACCCAAUGUUUCCUAUAUAUGUUCAAGAUACUACCGUGCUCCUGAACUCAUUUUUGGCGCCACUGAAUAUACAACUGCAAUUGAUAUAUGGUCAUCUGGUUGUGUUAUGGCUGAAUUACUUCUUGGGCAGCCUUUGUUUCCUGGAGAGAGUGGAGUCGAUCAACUUGUUGAAAUAAUUAAGGUUUUGGGAACACCUACAAGAGAGGAGAUAAAGUGCAUGAACCCAAACUACACCGAGUUCAAGUUUCCACAGAUCAAACCCCAUCCUUGGCACAAGGUUUUCCAGAAGCGUCUGCCUCCGGAGGCGGUGGACCUUGUAUGUCGGUUUUUCCAGUACUCACCAAAUCUAAGAUGCACCGCUUUGGAAGCUUGUAUUCAUCCUUUCUUUGACGAACUGAGGGAUCCCAACACCCGACUUCCAAAUGGUCGCCCACUUCCUCCUCUCUUUAAUUUUAAAACUCCAGAGCUUUCGGGUAUUCCUCCUGAUACUAUUCACCGCCUCAUUCCAGAGCACGCGAGGAGGCAGAACUUGUUCAUGGCUUUCCACUCAUAGUCAGUGUAUCCUGCUAUCCGCUUUGGUACCAUAUUGCCUUUUACAUUUGUGCACUGCAUGUACUUGUUGUCUGUUAAGUUUCACGAACUAUUUGUAGAGGGGAAGAGUUUUUUGGUUUGAUGAAACUUAUAGCGCGACAGCAAUAUGGUCUCGAAACACUUUUCAACCGCCUGCGUAGUAGUCAGACUACAUACUAAGAGACUGGAGAAUGUCUUUUGUAACACAGUGAAAAGUGAAAAAUGCUUAUAGAUCUAUCAGUUUUGUGUUGCUUGUCUAUGUAAAUGGGUUGUUUGCAUUGCUAAAAGCCCUUCUCUUACGACCGUGGUAAGAUGUAUAUUGUAAAUUCCUACUUGUUCGUAAUUUCUGGGGAUUAUUUCUGAUUGCCAAAA